Impatiens glandulifera is the source of this 3304-nucleotide messenger RNA. RefSeq names its product FT-interacting protein 7. NCBI's taxonomy places the organism in Eukaryota, Viridiplantae, Streptophyta, Magnoliopsida, Ericales, Balsaminaceae. The coding region runs from base 137 to 3229 and encodes 1030 amino acids. The record is from RefSeq and is a predicted model, not a curated record. The transcript has a single exon.
AUCUCUUUCUUUCUUUUUCUUUUUCUCUCUCUCUGUUUGUUGUAUCCAUGAAUGCAGAAGAGAGAGAACUUCUUUUUCAUCCAUCCAUCCAUCUUCAUCCCAAAUAACAGUGAAAAUUAAGCUGCCCGCGCCGACGAUGGACAUGGCGACCACCAAGCUCGUAGUUGAAGUUCUUGAUGCAAGCGAUCUAAUGCCUAAAGACGGACAAGGAUCCGCCAGUCCAUAUGUACAGAUCGAUUUCAAUGGACAAGAACAACGAACACAAACCAAGCAAAAGGAUCUCAACCCACAAUGGAGCGAAACCCUUUUCUUCAAUAUCAACGAUCAUAAAGAUCUCAACGACCAAACAAUCGUCGUCACAAUCUAUAACGAUACAAAAUCCGGCCACCAUAAGAAUUUCCUUGGACGAGUUCGAAUCUCAGGCGUCUCUGUUCCUACCUCUCAAUCAGAAGCUUCAGUUCAACGAUACCCUCUCGACAAGCGCGGGAUGUUUUCUCAUAUCAAGGGAGAUAUUGCGCUCCGGGUUUAUCUAGCCAUGGUUUCUCUUCCGCCGCAGCCGCCGCCUGUCCAAACCCAGAAUUGGUCUGUACCACAAACCGUCGACACCCAAUUUGAGCACAACCACAACCACCACCACCAGCAGCAGCAGCAGCCGCCGCCAUCAAUUCCUCUCCGGGAAAUUAAUACAAACAUGGACCCGAUCGCCUCCGGCGGCGGGGGCGAGCAGAAGAAGAAGAAUAAAGAGAAAGAAGUCAGAACGUUUUACUCCAUAGGAGUAAACGGACCUCCUCCUCCAGUUCCAAAUCCAAUUCCGGCUCCCCUGCCUCAGAUGAGACCAGCUACAGUGGAGAUGCGGACUGACUUUAUGAAACCAGGCCCGAUUCCCAUGAUGCAUAUGCAGUUUCCAGGUCAAAAACCAGAUUUUGGAGUUGUGGAGACGCGGCCGAUGGUGCCGGCAACCGCUAUGAAAAUGGGUUAUUAUCGAGCCGGCGACAAGACAGCAAGUACAUACGACCUUGUUGAACCGAUGCAAUACCUGUACGUUAGAGUCGUCAAAGCUAAAGAACUCCCGGCGAUGGAUGCAGUCUCCGGUAGCCUAGACCCUUAUGUAGAAGUCAAGCUAGGUAACUAUAAAGGACUCACUAACCAUUUUGAGAAGAAUCAAAACCCGGUCUGGAACAAAGUGUUUGCCUUUUCCAAAGACAAUUUACAGGCGAAUGUGGUCGAAGUCACUGUUAAGGAUAAGGAUAUUGGAAAAGAUGAUUUAGUUGGAAAAGUUUGGUUCGAUCUAAAUGAAGUUCCUGUUCGAGUUCCUCCAGAUAGUCCAUUGGCUCCUCAAUGGUACAGAUUGGUUGAUAAAAAGGGAUUAAAGAACGGCGAAAUCAUGCUCGCCGUUUGGAUGGGUACACAAGCCGACGAAGCCUUCCCGGAGGCAUGGCAUUCAGAUGCCCACGACGUCGGUCAUCAAGCCCUUCAUUAUACGAGAUCGAAGGUCUAUUUCUCUCCCAAAUUGUACUAUCUUCGUGUUUUAGUAAUCGAAGCACAAGAUCUCGUCCCUAGCGAUAGAAGCCGGCCGCUGGAGACGUUUGUCAGGGUUCUCGUUGGAAACCAGACGAGAAUGACCCGGCCGUCGCCACUCCGGCAUGUAAAUCCCGUCUGGAAGGAGGAUUUAAUGUUCGUCGCCUCGGAGCCGUUUGAAGAGAUGUUAAUGCUUAGCGUAGAGAACAGAGUUGGACAAGGUAAAGACGAGAGUCUCGGUUGUUUCUAUAUCAAUGUUAAAGACAUUCCACGAAGAUUAGACACAACUAAAAUGCUUGAACCAAGAUGGUUCAAUCUUCUUGAUAAUCUUGAAAGCGAUAAGAAGAGGGAACACAAAUUCUCUAGUAAGAUACACCUCGGACUAUGUUUAGAACAAGGGUACCACGUUCUAGACGAAUCCACCCCUUUCAGCAGCGAUCUACAGCCGUCAUCAAAGAUUUUGAAGAAACCCCCCAUCGGAAUUCUCGAACUUGGAAUCUUAAGCGCCCGGAAUCUCCUCCCAAUGAAGGGCGGCGGCGGAGGAGGAACAACCGAUGCUUAUUGCGUGGCGAAAUAUGGAAACAAGUGGGUACGAACUCGAACUCUUCUCAACACUCUUAACCCACGAUGGAACGAGCAAUACACAUGGGAAGUUUAUGAUCCUUGUACUGUCAUCACUAUCGGCGUUUUCGAUAAUCGCCAUGUAAAGGGUAAUCAUGAGGAGAUUAGAGAUGAGAAGAUUGGGAAGGUGAGGAUUCGUCUUUCCACGCUAGAAACAGAUCGAAUCUAUACACAUUACUAUCCUUUACUAGUUCUUCAGCCCUCCGGGCUGAAGAAACACGGCGAGCUUCAACUGGCGGUGAGAUUCACAUGCACGGCGUGGGUAAACAUGGUGACUCAAUACGGGAAGCCGUUACUUCCUAAAAUGCAUUACAUCCAGCCAAUACCCAUUCGCCAUAUCGACAUGCUUCGUCAUCAGGCCAUGCAGAUAGUGGCGGCUCGACUUAUCAGGGCGGAGCCGCCACUUAGGAAGGAAGUGGUUGAGUAUAUGCUCGACGCGAAUUACCAUAUGUGGAGUUUGCGUCGGAGUAAGGCGAAUUUCCAACGGAUAAUGUCGCUUCUAUCCGGUGUGACGGCGGUAAUUAGAUGGCUUAACGACGUUUGUAAUUGGCGAAAUCCGAUCACGACAUGUCUAGUUCAGGUCUUAUUCUUGAUAUUAGUGAGUUGUCCUGGUUUGAUUCUCCCGACGAUUUUCCUCUAUUUAUUCGUGAUCGGGCUCUGGAACUACCGGUUCAGACCCCGACACCCGCUUCACAUGGACGCGAGAAUGUCCCAGGCGGAGUUCGUUCAUCCGGACGAACUCGACGAGGAAUUCGACAAUUUUCCGUCGAACCGGCAGCCUGAGAUCGUGCGGAUGAGGUACGACAGGCUGAGAAGCGUCGGCGGAAGAGUGCAAACCGUGCUGGGCGAUUUGGCGACGCAAGGAGAAAGAGUGCUGGCGUUACUGAGCUGGAGAGAUCCAAGAGGGACGGCGAUCUUCAUAAUGAUAUCGCUGAUAUGGGCGGUGGUUUUGUAUGUAACGCCGGUUCAGGUUGUGGCGAUUAUUAUAGGGCUUUAUUUGCUCCGACACCCACGGUUCAGGAAUAGGAUGCCGUCGGUUCCGGUUAAUUUCUUCAAGCGAUUGCCGGCUAAGACAGAUAUGCUUCUAUAACAUAUAUUAUUAUUAUUGUUAAUUUUGUCGAUAAUAACUAAAUUAUUCUGAAAAUAAAAUCAUUUUUUAUUGCCA